Messenger RNA from Myxocyprinus asiaticus (Chinese sucker), 9939 nucleotides. It is a transcript of the gene bcl11ba, whose product is annotated as BCL11 transcription factor B a. Gene Ontology annotation, biological process: positive regulation of transcription by RNA polymerase II. The record is from RefSeq and is a predicted model, not a curated record. The transcript is spliced from 3 exons. Gene Ontology annotation, cellular component: nucleus. Lineage: Eukaryota; Metazoa; Chordata; Actinopteri; Cypriniformes; Catostomidae. Gene Ontology annotation, molecular function: DNA-binding transcription factor activity; RNA polymerase II cis-regulatory region sequence-specific DNA binding. The coding region runs from base 1608 to 4049 and encodes 813 amino acids.
UACACUAUCUUCUUCAUAAUAUUUUUUGUUGCUUCUGAUAUGUUCUCUGUCCAAAUGUGGUUUUAAUGUAAUAAUGUGAUUUCUAGGACAUACAACACAUAAAAAGAAAUGUGGUGUGUGAGUAUAUCAAAGCCUGUCUCAUCUCAUGUAAUUUAUUGCAUAUGAGGCAAACAGCACACUUAUGUGUCACUGACGCGUAUUCUUUGUGCAUCCGUCCAUGCCUUAAUGUUUUUUUUUAUCAACAAUUUGCGAUUAUUCUAAGAAUUCUGAUUGUUCUAUAUUUACUGUUAAUGCAUGCCUGUCAGUAUCACAAUGACUUAAUAAAUGCAUUUCUUUGCAUACAUAGAAGUAAAAUUUUCAUGAACACUUAACCUAUAUAUGCAUGCGUUACAUAUUUUUUUUAAAGCUAUUUGCGAACAAAGUUGACAUUUUCUUAAAAAAAAAAUAAAUAAAAACAAAUUAAAAAAAAGAAAAUUACAUCUUCAUUGUAAAUGUUGUAGUGCAUGCGAUCUUGAGUAGUUUUAUUUGUGCUGCUGCGCAUACAGUCAAGCAGUGCGCCUGUGUCUCCUGUGCUGUGUGUUUGUGUGCGUGCGUGCGUGCGUGUGUGUGUGUGUGUGUGUGUGUGUGUGAAAGACAGCGGCUCGCGAUGUCCACGCUCUCCACCGCUGUUCUGGUGAUCCGAUAGUUGUGAAAAGCCACCACUAGUCGCCCCCAGUGCUCUUGCAGUCUCCAAUUUUUCUUUCCCACUGUAGACUUAACGUCACGUCCGCACUUGAACUUGAAUUUUAUCCCAUUGUACGGAGGCAGCCCUCGCCACAGAGAGACAGAGAGCUCCCGGAGAAGCAGGACUCCGCCAUCUUCAUAGAGACAGAAAAGGGAAAAAAGGUCUUCAUUCAUCAGAAAAGAAGGUGGCAAGUCCAUGUCCUUGGUCUCCAGUCCGCGUAGCCGAAUAGGGGGAGCAAGCGCAAAGAGUUGGAGAGAGAGUGCAAAGUAGCCGGGCAUCGCAUGUAAUAGUGCCCUGGAGAGGCGAAGAACUGUCCAGCGCUUGGCACACUCCAGUGCCAAACUCAAGGAGAAAUUGGAUUCCUUUUAUCCAGUUGAAAAGUAAUUAUUAUUGUCCUUUUUUAAUUAUUAGCAUUUGUACUCAGAAACAUUUGAAUUGCUUUUGACAAAUCCACAAGGUGCUGACUUGACGAAGAGAGAGAGAGCCACUAGAGUGUCCAAGCUGUCCAAACGCACCGGGCAUCAGAUUUCUAAUUUCCCUCACAAGGCACAAGAGACAUUUCCAGUGAUUUCUUCACAACUACAAGGAUAUUUUUACACAGCUGAAGUGCAUGUGUGUGUCGGUGAGAUACUGAGCGUCAGCGCGUCUCUGGUCAUCUGGAGAGCAGGAGUGCGCAAAGACACUUUCGCUUCUCUCACAUCCGCGGGACCUCUAUCUAUAUCCACGGCCCGGAGCUGUGGCAGUUCUUUGGAAGUCCCGGGAAAAGUUAGUUAGUGAGGGGUUAGGAAAAAGCCCACGGCACGGACACGGAGGAGAGAAGAAUAGGCGAGCCGACUAUUACUUGUGCGGGUCUCUGGGCGAUGCCAGUGUAAAUGCCAGGGCAAUGUCCCGUCGCAAGCAGGGAAACCCUCAGCAUUUGUCGCAAAGAGAAAUUAUAACACAAGCUGAGCAUGUGGAUGCGGUACUGGCUGUGGCUGAUCUCCACACUCACCCUCACCCGCUGCUGGAUCCCAGCAUGCCCGGGCAUCUACCUCCGGGCCUGGGUGACCACGACCUCCUAACCUGCGGCCAGUGCCAACUAACGUUCCUUUUAGGGGACAUCCUGCUCUUCAUCGAGCACAAGAAAAAGCAAUGCCAGGGUCUGACGGCCGGCCACGGCUGCUACGACAAGAUGGCGGACCGCCACAGCCCCUCGCCGCCCCUCACCGAGCUGAGGAAAGUGGUAGAACCGGUCGAAAUAGGAAUCCAGGUGACACCUGAGGAGGAGGACGACAGACUGUUGACGCCCCCAAAAGGAAUUUGCCCGAAGCAAGAAAGUGGCCUGGCAGGUAGAGAUGAACCUUCUAGUUACAUAUGCACGACGUGCAAACAGCCCUUUACCAGCGCCUGGUUCCUUCUACAGCAUGCUCAGAACACACAUGGCAUCCGCAUCUAUUUGGAGACCAACCCGUCCAAUACCUCCCUGACUCCACGGAUCUCCAUUCCUCCCCCCAUCGGUGCUGAAUCCAUACCCCAGUCCCCACUGACCAACUUCUUGGGAGACAAUAACCCCUUUCACCUUAUACGGAUGACUGGGCCCCUACUCCGGGAGCCCCCACCAGGCUUCAUGGAAAACCGUCUCCCUAAUACGCCACCCUUUGUCAGCCCCCCUCCACGGCAUCACCUAGACCCCCAUCGCUUGGAACGCCUUAGUGCAGAGGAAAUGGGUUUAAUCUCCCAACAUCCCAGUGCCUUUGAGAGAGUGAUGCGCAUGACACCCAUGGCCAUCGAGUCCCAGUCCAUGGAUUUCUCCCGACGGCUGAGGGAGCUUGCUGGAAACAACAACUCCACUCCACCACUUUCACCGAGCCGUGCCAACCCUAUGCAUCGCCUCCUCAAUCCCAACCCCUUCCAGCCCAGCCCCAAGUCACCCUUUCUAAGCACCCCUCCAUUGCCACCCAUGCCCCCAAACAGCACCACCCCUCCGCAGACACAGGGCAAGUCAAAGUCCUGCGAGUUCUGCGGUAAGACCUUCAAGUUUCAGAGUAAUCUGGUUGUACAUCGGCGAAGCCACACAGGCGAGAAACCCUACAAGUGCCAAUUGUGUGACCAUGCCUGUUCUCAGGCUAGCAAACUGAAACGCCACAUGAAGACCCACAUGCACAAGUCUGGCUCCACGACUGGGCGCUCUGACGAUGGUCUGUCCACUACCAGCUCACCCGAGCCGGGCACAAGUGACGUCACUGGGGAGGGUAUGAAGAACAGGGAUGGGGACUUCAGAGGUGAGGGCAUGGGCCCUGAUAAUGAGGAGGAGGAGGAAGAGGAAGAAGAAGAGGAGCUCGAAAAUGAGAGCAGGCCAGAGUCGAACUUCAGCAUGGACUCUGAGUUCAGUCGAAACAGGGAAAAUGGCUCAAAACCACCUUUGGAUGAAAAGAACAUCUCCUUGGGUAAAAUGGUGGAAAAUGUGGGGCUCACCUCCAUCCAGCAGUACAAUAACUUGAUAGUUGACAAUCGGAAACGGCUUCCGUUCUCCAAAAGGAUCUCAGAGGGGCAGAGGGACGCAGGUGACGAUGAUUCAGUAGUGAGGGAAAUGAACCAAGUGGGUCGGGCCACUGUGAAUGGAAGGAACUGUGGCUCUGGUGACUCUUUCUCAGGCCUGUUUCCCCGCAAGCCCACUCCCAUCACUAGUCCCAGCCUCUCCAACUCCUCAAAUAAGAGGAUCAAAAUAGAGAAGGACUUGGACAUACCCCAAGCCCCCCUAAUCCCAUCUGAAAAUGUCUACUCCCAGUGGUUGGUUGGCUACGCGGCAUCCCGCCACUUCAUCAAAGAUCCCUUUCUUGGCUUCACCGAUUCCAGACAAUCUCCAUUUGCCACUUCCUCAGAACAUUCCUCCGAGAACGGCAGCCUGCGAUUCUCCACGCCGCCAGGGGACCUGCUGGACGGGGGCCUCUCUGGCCGCAGUGGUACUGCUAGCGGAGGCAGCACCCCGCACCUGGGCGGUGGGCCUGGACCUGGCCGGCCCAGUUCGAAAGAGAGCCGGAGGAGCGACACCUGCGAGUACUGUGGAAAGGUGUUCAAAAACUGUAGCAAUCUGACAGUGCACAGACGCAGCCACACAGGCGAGAGGCCCUACAAGUGUGAGCUUUGCAACUACGCCUGUGCCCAGAGCAGCAAGCUCACUCGCCACAUGAAGACGCACGGCCAGCUCGGUAAGGAAGUGUACCGCUGUGACAUUUGCCAAAUGCCCUUCAGCGUCUACAGCACGCUCGAGAAACACAUGAAAAAGUGGCAUGGGGAACAUUUGAUGACGAAUGAGGUCAAAAUUGAACAAGCAGAGAGAAGCUAAGCCAGAUUUCCUAUUUUGCCUCACAAUUUCUUGAUUAUAAAAGGGGUAGCUGGAUACUCUGUUAUUUUUUUUAAAUUUUUUUUUUUUAGUUUGUUUGUUUGGUUGCCUUCAAGUUAAUGGUUUAAGUUAGAUUUGUCCUAAGAAACUGCCAUCUGAGAAUGAUAAAGACUUUAAACAAGAAGAGGGGAAAGGGGGGUGGGGGGUUGUUCUAAACCACCUAUUUUGGCAUUUUUAUUUCUAGCAAUCUAUGAGGUUGACACAUUUACACAAUAUUUUAAAUGGAGCCUUUAACUGUGCAAUAAUUUCUGUAUUUAUUGGAUUUUUUUUUUAAUGUUUUGGCAUGUGCAGGUUAAUUUUUAUUUCAUCGUUUUUUUUUUAGUUUUUUUUUUUAUUAUUAUUAUUAUUAUUCCAUAAUCUUAUGUUUUGUUUCCAAUGCUGAGAUUUAAAAAAAAAAAAAAAAAAAACCCAAAAGACAUCCUGAGAUUUUUCUUUUUUUUUAGCAAAACAGAGUAUUGUUUGAGAAAUCCAUAGGCCGCUGCUUACGAUGUAGAUUAUUUAAGAUAAAUGUGUAAUUUCUUGAAGAGAAGCCGCAUUCAAUUUCUCAUAUUUUGAAAACUUAACUGAGAAAGCUAUUUGUUCUUUUUUUUUUUUUUUUUUUUACUAUUCAUAAUUAUUCAUUCAAAAUGAGCGGAGAGCAAUCCUUAGACCUUGUAGCACGAACUGAUUCUAAACAUGUCAAUCUAAUUGGGUAUGUAGCACUGAAUAUCAGUUCUUACAGUAGAUCUAAAGAGAACUGUGGGGCUGAAAACCUUGUCUACUCUUCAGAACCUGAAAUCAGGGAGAGGAGACAUUUGAAAAAAACAUUUGAAAGUGAAGGCAGCUGCUUAUCGGUACCUAGUACCAACCCAGACAACGCUAGUCACUAGGUCUCACUCCAGUUGUCCAUAGUGAAUUUUAAUCCUAGCUCCCUCUCCAUUGCACUUAAUCAAAGCUGUUUGAUUUCACUGAACAGCACAAUCGUGAGUAGAAGGAAGACGGCUUUUGAGCUCUCUUUGUGAGCUUUAAAACAACUCAGGGUGAGCUACAUAGCUACUUCUGCCAAGUCUGCUAUCUGAUCUCAGCCGUCUUUUCUGAUAAAUUAGUCCAGUCCUCUGGUUCAGCUCAUUCACAGCCCUCCCCUUGUCUGCAGGCUUCAUAUUACACCGCCAAGCACCACUAAAUGUCAUGAAUCAACUCCAUCCUUCACAUAAAAGUGGCUCGUCAUACUACAUUGAUGUACAGUAAAGUUAAAGGGACAGACAUCUAGGCCUGAGGAUGAAACAGUUUUUAUACACUAGGAGAGCGUUUACACACACACACACACACACACACACACACACACAGAGGAAAAGGGAGAGAGAGAGAGAGAGAGAGAGAGAGAGAGAGAGAGAGAGAGAGAGAGAGAGAGAGAGAGAGAAGGGUCUGUACAGUCCAAUUCAGGAGAGUAAAGCUAAGAGCACAUUAGUCAAAAGCAAGGCAGAGCACCAUUCUAUUUUCCAUUGACUGACACUUAAAUCUACACUUUGUUCUUUUCUUUUCAGUUCUGUUGUUUCAUUUAUGAGUAUUAGGGUCUGCAGUUCUACAGGGAGUUACCACUUUAACCAGAUUAGAUAGUAGGAAUGAAUUUAAUUAUACAUUCAGUAAUAUUAUCAUUCUAUUACAAUGUUUGUUAAAUCACUUGAAACAGCCCUAUGCAUUUUUGUACAUACAGUAUAUAUAUAUAUAUAUAUAUAUAUUUAUCAAUCAUUUUGAAAAACAAAUUUAUACUGCAGAGUAAAUCUGAUUAUAGACUUUGCGAUAGUUAAAACGUGUAUGAUAUUGACUUAUCUGGUUAAUCUGGUCAUGUCCCGUGUGUUAGAGCCAUCGGCAAGUAUGCAGAUUAGUCAAUUGCACAGUAAGAGUGUAUGUCAUAACCUGUUGAGCGUUUGCUAAAACAGUAAGACAAUUUUUUUCUUUCUUUCCUCUCAUUCAGGACUUCCUGUGAUGUGUAGUUGAACGCUUUCUCAGAAGUAGCAACACGCUUACAGAAUGCACAGCUGAAUUUUCUCUCUUUUUUUUUUUUUUCUUUUUUUGUGUUAUCUUCUGUCCUUACUUUUUGUUGACAAAAAGGGCUGCCUCUGUCAGCCUAAAUCACAGCCCUGAUUUAAUGGCCGUUAAACAGCCUUCUUUCAACACAACGCCCUUUCCACCACAAAUGAUUGAACCGAGGAAAUAUUGUGGUUUUAAAUAAACACAUAAAUAAAUAAUAAAGAAAGAGAGAGAGAGAGAGAAAGAAAAAAGUAAGCAUACACAGCUCUUUGCAGUUGACCCGCACUUUAUUUUGAUUUACAUAUUUGAAAACAAUGGAGAAAACGGCUUCUGAGCAAGAAAUUAUGUUCAAAAACGGAUUUAUUGGGCCUUGAUAGAGGGAGCAUCUGAGAUUGAAGUGUCAGUGUUGAUAGGCUUGGCGUUCACAAUGCUGGCACUAUAAAAAUGAAACUAAUUUAUUUGGACAGUUUUUGUACUGCCAUUCAAUUUGACAUGAGUGUGCCUUGAAUACUGAUCUUCCUAUUUAUUGUCUUAUAAGACAAAUGCAACACUUUUGUGAAGCAAAGAAUAAAAUAAAAAAAGUCCAUGUAGUUUUAAUCUGCUUCUAAAAUAAUAAUCGAUAAAAAUAGAUAUCACGUAAUUUAAAGAACUUAAAAUAAAAAGUAGCCAGCACAAUACUAAUGUGUGUCUAUGUGUGUAGAUAUGUAUGCAUAUGUACAUAUAACUGCACAAAACACACAAUAGACAAAUAUACACCGUCGGCCAAAAGUUUGGAAUAAUGUACAGAUUUUGAUCUUAUGGAUAGAAAUUGUUACUUUUAUUCACCAAAGUGGCAUUCAGCUGAUCACAAUAUAUAGUCAGGACAUUAAUAAUUUGAAAAAUGUAUAUUACAAUUUGAACUAAAACUACUUAAACUACUUCAAAGAUUUCUCAUCAAAUCCUCCACGUGCAGCAAUGACAGCUUUGCAGAUCCUUGGCAUUCUAGCUGUCAGUUUGUCCAGAUACUCAGGUGACAUUUCACUCCACGCUUCCUGUAGCACUUGCCAUAGGUGAUGUCUUGACGGGCACUUCUCAUGCACGUUACAGUCUAGCUGAUCCCACAAAUGCUCAAUGGGGUUAAGAUCCAUAACACUCUUUUCCAAUUAUCUGUUGUCCAAUGUCUGUGUGUCUUUGUCCACUCUAACCUUUUCUUUUUGUUUUUCUGUUUCAAAAGUGGCUUUUUCUUUGCAAUUCUUCCCAUAAGGCCUGCACCCCUGAGUCUUCUCUUUACUGUUGUACAUGAAACUGGUGUUGAGCGGGUAGAAUUCAAUGAAGCUGUCAGCUGAGGACAUGUGAGGCAUCUAUUUCUCAAACUAGAGACUCUGAUGUACUUAUCCUCUUGUUUAGUUGUACAUCUGGGCCUUCCACAUCUCUUUCUGUCUUUGUUAGAGCCAGUUGUCCUUUGUCUUUGAAGACUGUAGUGUACACCUUUGUAUGAAAUCAAUUUCAAGCAUUGUAUAGACUUCAUUCCUCAAAACAAUGAUUGACUGAUGAGUUUCUAGAGAAAGCUGUUUCUUUUUUUUGCCAUUUUUGACCUAAUAUUGACCUUAAGACAUGCCAGUCUAUUGCAUACUCUGGCAACUCAAAAACAAACACAAAGACAAUGUUAGGCUUCAUUUAAUGAACCAAAUAGCUUUCAGCUGUGUUUGAUAUAAUGGCAAGUGACUUUCUAGUACCAAAUUAGCAAUUUAGCAUGAUUACUCAAGGAUAAGGUGUUGGAGUGAUGGCUGCUGGAUUUGGAUCAAAAAUUACUUUUUUUUUCAAAUAGUGAUGGUGCUGUUUUUUACAUCAGUAAUGUCCUGACUAUACUUUGUGAUCAGCUAAAUGCCACUUUGGUGAAUUAAAGUACCAAUUUCCUUCCGAAACAGCAAAAUCUGUACAUUAUUCCAAACUUUUGGCUGCCAGUCUAUAUAUUUACAAUUUUUCACUUCAGGACAAAACUGCGUCCCUUGAAAAUAAUGGAUGAUUUUGCUACAAAUAGUCAAGGAAGAGACUGGACAAAAAUCAGGAACUAGAGAAACUUAAAAAAAAAGAAAAAAAAAAAAAAAAAAAAGGAAAAAAAAAGUUUAGUGCACUCUGUCUUAAAAUACGUUUACAGUAUUGAAACAAGUACAAGGGUAAAAUGAUAUUUCUGUGUAUGUGUGUUUUAAACAAACAAAAAAUUUCUUUACUUUUUUUUCCAAUUUUGCUUAUAAAGUUUCUCUGAAUGCCAUAGUGGUGUGUGUAUAUUGUUUUUUCUGGUGACGGGAUUUUAAGUAUAUAUAUAAAUAUAUAUAAAUAUAUAUGACAUUUCUCUUGUUUACUGUAAAAGUAUACCAGUAUUUGUAAUAUUGGAGAAUGCCUGGGCAUUUUACAAAAAAAAACAAAAAAACAAAAAACAAAAAAAACAAAAAAAAGAUAUUGUUUUUUAUUUCCAAUUAUCAUUUAUUUGUCUUUUUCUUUUUAAAAAGUUUCAUUUUGCAGUCCAAUUUAAAUUGUGGGUCUCUAAAAUGUUUUGUCACUGUAACUGUAAAAGUCUUGAGUUUUAGUAAAAAUUUUCUGCCUUGGGUGUACGAAAAUAAAGAUUAAAUUGAUUGAAGGAGAACUGCUAACAGAAUUUGUAGGCAAAUGGGCACGCAACAUUAUGUAUGGAAAUACAUAGUUCCUGUCAUGUUUAUCUCUCUGAUUUCUUCUUCAGUAAUGGAUUUUCUAAAUGGCUGGAAUCAAAUGUGUGUAGGCACUAUGAUGUGUGUGUGUGCGUGUGUGAGUGUGUGUGUGCGCGCGCGCGUGUGUAUGUACGCACAUUUGGCAGGAUACAAUUGUGAAAACUAAAAUUAAAAAUGUACAGAUGAGUUAAAGAGGUUGUCUGACCUUUUACUGUAGCUACAUAUAAAACAGUAAAUGUUUUGUUCACUCUUAUCUUGGUUGUAAAUAAUUUUAUAUGCUUGCCCAGACUUUGUUUUGUUUUCUCUCUCUUUCUUGAUCUUUUUUUUUAUUUGUGUGUUCUGACUAGCACAGGCAACAGUCUUUUUUUAUUUUUUUUUAAAACAAAUGCCCAUUCAAUCCUUAUUAUUUGGGGCCUGUAUCGUACAGGUCUAUUAGCAUGAGAAAAAUAGAGCACAAAUAUAAACAUGUUUUACUUGUCCAAGUCAUUAUUGGUAAUUUUGUGUGAUAAUUUUUUGAGCAGGAAGUAAAGAAAAAGGUCUGGAAAGUGUACAAGGUCUUUCUCUCUCUUGGUCUCCCUCUCAUGCACCCAUACACACAGGAAACAGACUCAUAAUAUGCCUAAAAUAAUCAACUUUAAGGGGACACAACUGUGUAGGUAACAGGCUAGCCAAGCCAAACCCCACUGUAUAUAGUAUUCUCUUCAAUUCUGUGCAAUUCAGAUCAAAGCGUUUUGCUUCCAACCAAAGGCUACAAUUAGAGUCAUGAAGAACUACUAAAACUGACCACACUCAUACAGACACAAAUCAAUCAACCUGACCCACCAUGUAUACUUUCAAACCCUUCCCAGAAUGUAUUAGGCUCUGGUAUCUGCGUCUAGAAAGACGUAGCACUUUGUAGCUGUCAGAGAGCUCUGUACGGUCAACCACACUGUUUGUCCACUCAUUUAUACAGUACGUUCAUCUCAAACUGCCGAUUAUGUUCACUUGUGUUAUACAAGUUGUUUUUGAAAGCCGCCCUUCUGUGUAUAUUUUUGUCUUUUUUUUUACUCCCGUAUUUUUUCCAAGCAUUAGAAACUGAUGCCCCUUGUUUGGACUGAGGCAACUUUGGUAUGCAGGUCUUGAUUAAUAAAAAAUAAUAA